UCCGGGCGCCUCUCGGCGGGACCGGAAGCGGAAGUGCCCGGAGAGCCGUGAGGGACGCACCGUGCCGCUGGCCGCCCAGCCGGCGCGGAGCUGGACAGGACGGCGGUGGUGGAGGCGAGUGGGCAGCCGGCGCGAUGGCGACGGGCGCGGACGUGCGGGACAUCCUGGAGCUGGGGGGAGUGGAGUCGGAGAACACGGGCACCAUCAACAAGAAGGACAUCAUCAACUCAGAUAAGAAAAAAUCCAAGAAAUCUUCAGAGACGUUGACGUUUAAGAGGCCAGAAGGAAUGCACCGAGAAGUUUACGCACUCCUCUACUCUGACAAAAAGGAUGCGCCUCCGCUGCUGCCAAGCGACACAACUCAGGGUUAUCGAACUGUCAAAGCAAAACUGGGGUCCAAGAAAGUCCGGCCUUGGAAGUGGAUGCCCUUCACCAACCCGGCGAGAAAAGAUGGGGCGAUGUUCUACCACUGGAGGAGAGCAGCGGAGGAGGGGAAGGACUACCCGUUUGCCAGGUUCAAUAAAACGGUGCAGGUACCAGUCUACUCGGAGCAGGAGUACCAGAUGUAUCUCCACGACGAUGCAUGGACCAAAGCCGAGACAGACCACCUCUUCGACCUGGCUCGGCGUUUCGACCUGCGCUUCGUGGUGAUUCAUGACCGCUAUGAUCACCAGCAGUUCAAGAAAAGGUCAGUGGAGGACCUGAAGGAACGCUAUUACCAUAUCUGUGCCAAGCUGGCUAACAUCCGCGCGGCUCCGGGCACAGACCUGAAAAUCCCAGUCUUCGAUGCUGGCCAUGAGAGGAGGAGGAAGGAACAACUGGAAAGGCUGUACAACAGGACACCAGAACAGGUGGCAGAAGAAGAAUACCUCAUUCAGGAGCUCCGCAAAAUUGAAACCAGGAAGAAAGAGAGAGAGAAGAGAACACAAGAUCUGCAAAAACUCAUCACAGCUGCUGACACCACCACUGAACAGAGACGUGCCGAACGCAAGGCUCCUAAGAAGAAGCUUCCACAGAAGAAGGAGACAGAGAAGCCUGCCGUUCCUGAGACUGCUGGCAUCAAGUUUCCUGACUUCAAAUCUGCAGGUGUCACGCUGCGAAGCCAGAGGAUGAAACUGCCAAGCUCGGUGGGACAGAAGAAGAUUAAAGCCCUGGAGCAGAUGCUGAUGGAACUCGGAGUAGAUCUCAACCCGAUGCCCACGGAGGAGAUCGUGCAGAUGUUCAACGAGCUGCGGAGUGACCUGGUGCUGCUGUACGAGCUGAAGCAAGCCUUUGCCAACUGUGAAUACGAGCUGCAGAUGUUACGGCACCGCUAUGAGGCGCUGGCCAAAGCUGGCAGUAUAGGCCCCCUCAGUGCGGAAGGUGCCCAUCCAGAUGGCCAGGCAGGGCUCGGCAUGGAGGAGGGCAAGGGAGAUGCCAAGGACCAGAUCAUUGAUGUAGUAGGAGCACCACUGACCCCCAACUCGGUGAGGAGGAAGGUCGGGGGGGCAGAACAGGGAGCACUCAGGUCUCCGACGCAGAUGCCCUGACGAGCGCUGGGGACGCUGCCCUGCUCUCCCUCCAGGCGUGCGCGUCCAAGGGAGCACAGCACGCCCGUUUCCCCAAGUCCCAGUGCUCUCUGGGCUCGUCUCCUGUGCUGGACAGUGUUCUUGGUGCUAUAGGUGGGGUCAGCAGGUCUUUCUACAUCCUGCAUGCAGGCAGAUGGCUUGAUGCGGGUGCCACCGUGGACCAAAGCAGCGAGGCUUUGGGUGACGAGAGCUUGCACCGGGGCAGCCACAGUGAAGCCAGUACAGCUGCAGGCCUGAGGCAUUUUCCUUCUAGACACAGCCCCAUAAGGGCUGCUCAGCAGAGGGAAGCAAGUGGGAAAAGCAGCCUUGAUAUGAUGAGCCAUGACUUGCCCAAGUCCCUGGAGCUGAGGGGUAGCCCUACCUGGGGCAGGAGGCUGGGGAAGGAGAGAGGUAUGUGAAGAGCAACGGGGUGUUUCUCUGCCCCACCUCCAGUGCCGAGGAAGGAAAGCCAGACCCAGGGGUUCUGGAAGCCACUGAAGCUUCAACCACGAGCCCUGCGCCAGUGUCCUGUGCAUGCUGUAAAUCCAUCACCAGCUCUCUCCUCCCCACCUCCCCGAGGGUGGGCUGCCAGCCCCUCACCACUGCCUCAGGGCCGAGGGUCCGCCUGGGGUCAGCCAAGGUUGCUUUCCCCCCUCCCUGCGGUCCCCUGGCACGGCUGAGCUGAACUGCCUGCUACAAGCUGCCCCUCUCCACGCAGUGGCAUCCCCGACGCCUCAGCCAACCUGCCCCGGUAGCGUCACAGCCCUUUACUUUCUCAAAUGUAUGAUGUAUUAUUGCAGGAUCUUGAGAACACCUUAUCUGUCAACGGCAGAGGUGACACAUUAAUCUGGACUUGAGUAAUGUCCUCUUCAAUUGUCACAAUAUGGAGUCAUAAGGAAGCGUUCUGCCGAGACAGGUUCAUGUUUGCAAAGGAGUCUUCUGAAUCUUUUUUUUUUCCACUGCAUUCCACCCGAAAUCUCACCCCUCCGUGCGGUCCAGGGUAUGUCCCGGUUUGGAAACCUCCUGGGCUGGUUCACAACUCACCUCCUCUUCCCAAGGAGCAGGCUCAAGGGAAAGGGAGAGCGGUGGUGGUGGUGGCCGUGGCUGCAGGAGGAGGGAGCCCCCAGCGUGUUCCUGACCACGUCCCUCCUCAGCGCCACCUCCUGGAGCUGGAAACAAAGAGGUGGGCCCGGGCAGCGCAGAGAGGGUUAAACUGACCUGGUCUCUGACAUAUUUGAAAGAAAUAUAAUCAAGUUAAUUCACUGCAAGGCAAAUUCAGUACCUAAAGGGCCUCCAUGUUAAAUACAGCACUGACCUUUACCGGCUGAUUACACAAAGACGACACAAUUAGAUUAGUCCAAGACAAAAGGUCAAGCACAUUCACACUGUGACCAUUUUAUGUUACCUUUUGAGGGGGGAAAAAAUUACAUCCCAGCUGGAGGGGUAUCUUGGAGAGAAGGGGAACGGGGCUGCUGUGCCACGUUCUGCCUGGCUCGGGCGUGCUUGGAGAGUUGGGCAGGGCCUAGCACAGCACUUGCCUUGUGCCUUCCUGCAGCUCCGGGUGCUCAGGCAGUGUCAGGGACCAGCAGCUCGUGGCCCACAACCAUCUUUUCCCAAGGAUGGGCUGAGCUGCUUGGAGGCCGUGCACUGCUGGUGUUCCCUGCCCUGCCCCGGUGCCUCUCGCUGGGUGUCACGGUUAGAAUCAGCACCUG
Messenger RNA from Anas platyrhynchos (mallard), 3259 nucleotides. RefSeq names its product DNA methyltransferase 1 associated protein 1 (gene DMAP1). Lineage: Eukaryota; Metazoa; Chordata; Aves; Anseriformes; Anatidae. Gene Ontology annotation, molecular function: transcription corepressor activity. Gene Ontology annotation, biological process: DNA repair; chromatin remodeling; negative regulation of transcription by RNA polymerase II. Gene Ontology annotation, cellular component: Swr1 complex; nucleus; NuA4 histone acetyltransferase complex. The record is from RefSeq and is a predicted model, not a curated record.